AAAAGUGAGAAACCGGUGAAUUUGAGUUUUUUUGAGUGUGUCUUUUUAAAUAUUUAAUUUUGUGAGUGUUGUUUUUAUUUUUUCUUAUUAUUGCCAUUACAACCUUGUUAAAUGCAAGGUCGUCUUUGUCAAACGUGGUGGAGUGCAAGAUCUUAACUUAAAAAAAUCAGCUUAAAGUGUCAUCUUUAGAAUAUUAAAAUACAAAAAAAAAAACUAAAAAAAAUCAUAAUAGUUUUUUUUGUUCACAACAUCAUUUAUAAUGAAAUCAUUUACAAUUUUAUUGUUAAUCUUCUUAACAUUGGUCAUUGUUGACUCUGAUGGUAACAGCAACAAAAUCAACAAUACCACCACCAACAGCAGCAGCAGAUUUACCAAAAACACAUUUAGUACAAAUAUUCAUAAUUUUAACACCUCCAUUGUUGGCGAUUCAUCUUCAUCAGCAACAUUUCGUGAUAAAAGAGGUACAGAUUUCGCCUUAGAUCAGUCUGAAAUAGCACGACAAAACCAAAUUACCCAACAAAUUUUAUCCAAUUACUUGGAGCGACGACUCUUUCCACACCGCAGUGCAAAUCAGAAGAUACCCACAAUAGCAGAAAUUCUACCAAAGCCAAAGACCUCAACGGUACGACCAAGGCCACGAGGUUUUGCCGCUUCGUCGCCAUCCUACAAAAAGGGCGCUGCUGCCAAGCAACAACAACGCAAAACUUAUGGCAAUGGCCACAAGAACAGAAACUCACUGUUUCAGCGGCACAAACAACAGCCAACUGCAAAACCUCAAUUUGAGGAUGACUAUGAGGAGGUUGAAACUGAGCGAAAUAUAAAUAACAAUAGCGGUCGUAAACGUCAAAACGACAGCAGCAGAGAGCAAAAUAACGAUGAUGAUUUUGCGGACGAGGCAGUGGUAGAGGAUGUUGAAGAGGAAGCCGCAGCAGAAGAGGAAGAAGAAGUUGAAGCAGAACCUGAAAUACAAAAACACAAUUAUCGAAAACAGCUGCAUCGCCAGCAACAGUUGCAUCGUCAUCACUACAGGUAUUUGGAAGAUAUCGAUGACCCUGAACCGGAUGGCCAGGAAUCGCUACAGAGUGUAGAGUCCGAGCAGCAUGAUCAUUAUUAUAGCAGCAACGGCAGUAGUGGUGAUAUAUUUUCCAGAGAUCCUAGUGAAAAUGAAAUUGAUAGUGACUGUCCAAAUUGUGUAGAUGAUGUGCAGUACAUGAACAAGUGGACAAUGCCGCUCUUAAAGCUGGGCGAAAAACGUUACUAUCUUGGUAUCUUCUUCAAGGCAAAUUGGUUUAAGGCCACACAAUAUUGUCGCUACCAUGGCAUGCAUUUGGCCAGCAUAUCAUCACAAGAAGAGAACGAUAGACUGGAAAAGCACAUAAGAGACUUUGGUUUGGGCCAUGAACACUUUUGGACUUCUGGCACUGAUUUGGCUGAUGAGGGUAACUUCUUUUGGAUGUCCACCGGUCGUCCCAUCACCUUCACCAAUUGGAAUGCUGGCGAACCUAAUAAUUUCCGUUAUGAAAACGGCGAGGAGGAAAAUUGCCUGGAAUUGUGGAAUCGUGAUGGUAAAGGCCUGAAAUGGAAUGAUUCUCCCUGCAGUUUUGAGACAUAUUUUGUGUGUGAAGUCCAGCCGAAUUGAUUGUUAAUGAAUGAAAAACAAAUGUAUAGAAUAACAAAUUAUAAAAAAUUGAAAAAGAAAGAUUCGAAUCACAAAAACACCCAGGCAAUUAACCCAAAACUAUUUGGCAAUCAUUCAAAUAUGUAUUUUUGAAAACCUUUAAAUCAUUUCCCUUUAAUUUCCCUUUGCUAAUACGCUAUAUUGUAUAUUUCAACACCGCUAUCUCGUUUUUUUGUAACUCUCUCAGUUUGUCAAUUUAAACAAAUAACUUUUGCUUUACUCACUCACUUACUUUAUUUACUCCUCUCUAGUUGUUUGUUUUUCAGCAGUAGUUUAGUAUUUGAAAUAUUUUUUGAAUGUAUAUAGAUACAUAUAUGAAACGAUUUUAGUUUUAGUUAAUUGCUAAAACGAAAAGAAUGAAAGAAAUAAUGAAAUUUUUAGCUAGUUAAAACAUUUAAUUUACUUUUAUGCAAAUUACACAUCACUCAUACGCCCUGCCCUCCUGAAUCCAUCGAUUCAUUUGUAAUAAGUAACAUGCGUUGCAACAUUGAUUUGUGAAAUUAAUCGCUUACAAUAAAUAGUUCACCACUUUCUUAAUUAUUAAUAUUUUUAUUGUAUUAUUUUGAUUUAUUAAUUAUUAUUUUACAUUUAUAGAAGAAGGAGCACUGCCGUUUUUUUUAAAUCUUUUUAUUUUUAUGUUUUAAAUUUACGUUUAGUGUGUAUGUUUGUUAAGUGAAAUAUUAUUGUAUAAAAUAUACCACUACUUAAAUAAUUAGUUUGUAUUUAGUUUUAAUUAUUUAUAUAUUAUACAAUGUACUAUGUGUGCAUUUACAAAAUCAAAAAACAAUUAGAAAUUAUUUCCAUUAAACAAUUGUAAUAUUUGUAUAAAAAAGAGAACAUAAACAAAUUGUAUUUAUAAGAAUAAAAAUGUUUGUAAAAAAAUUUCAAAAACCAAACAAA
This is a messenger RNA of Calliphora vicina (urban bluebottle blowfly), 2578 nucleotides long. It is a transcript of the gene tfc, whose product is annotated as triforce. The transcript has 5 exons. Gene Ontology annotation, molecular function: carbohydrate binding. The record is from RefSeq and is a predicted model, not a curated record. Gene Ontology annotation, cellular component: external side of plasma membrane. The coding region runs from base 260 to 1639 and encodes 459 amino acids. NCBI's taxonomy places the organism in Eukaryota, Metazoa, Arthropoda, Insecta, Diptera, Calliphoridae. Gene Ontology annotation, biological process: biological process involved in interspecies interaction between organisms.